This is a messenger RNA of Quercus robur (English oak), 1848 nucleotides long. RefSeq lists its product as uncharacterized. The record is from RefSeq and is a predicted model, not a curated record. Bases 1 to 1848 code for a protein of 615 amino acids. The transcript has a single exon. NCBI's taxonomy places the organism in Eukaryota, Viridiplantae, Streptophyta, Magnoliopsida, Fagales, Fagaceae.
AUGGUCCGGACAAGGUCAAGGGCUACCAGCCCAGGCCUUCAAGAAAGUAGAGGCGACCGUCAAUCGGUGCCUACCGUACAACCGCCUUCUGUCCAACACGUGCAAUCCAUGGCUGCUACUAUGGCAGAAUUGACCCGCCAGAACCAGGAGUUGGUUAGAGAACUUAACAUGAGGAGGCAACAUCGGGAUGAGAACGUUGGAAGACAGGUCCAGAGCCAAGAUGAGAGGAAUGCCGAGUUUGAGAGCCAGUCAAGGGGUACCCCUUCAAGAAGGGUGCCUCACUUGGAGAGGGAGAUGGACCAAAUGAGAAGAACUAUGGAUGAAAUGAAGGAAAAUAUGAAGAGGACCAACCCCGUAGAGGACUUGGUUCACAGGACUGACUCCCCAUUUGUGCCUCCCAUCAAUGCUCACCCUUUGCCACCGAAGUUCAAGAUGCCUUCCUUAGAUUCGUACGAUGGGACGCGAGAUCCAUUUGACCACAUUGCCACUUUCAAAACUACUAUGCAUCUUCAAGGGGUUCCGGAUGAAAUAAUGUGCAGAGCCUUCCCUACUACCCUUAAAGGACCCGCACGAGUGUGGUUCAGCAAAAUACCUCCCAGCACGGUAGCGUCCUUCGAAGAAUUAAGUAAGUUGUUUGUUAACAACUUCAUCGGAGGACAGAGGCACAAGCGUUCCUCGUCCAGUUUGCUGACCAUAGAACAAGGGGAGAAUGAAAGUUUGCGGUCGUUCAUUACGCGGUUCAAUAGGGAAGCUUUAGCAGUGGACGAGAUGGAUGACAAGCUGCUCCUGGCGGCUUUCCACAAUGGGGUUCACUCUGAUUUGUUCAUCCACAAGCUAUAUGAACAAGAGCCUCAGACCAUGGCCGAACUCGUCCACUCAGCCCAGAAUUUUAUGAAUGCGGAGGAUGCUAUCAUAGCCAAGAAGAGGAAGAGAAUUGAGAAAAUGGAUGCUAACCCCACUCGUCACUCAGAGCAGGGUCCUCGUCUCAAGAAAGGACGAACGGAAGACAAAAAAGAUCGUGACAGGAAGGCAGGCCCCUCAGCACGAAGUCAGCAGUAUACGCCAUUGAACAUGCCACUUGAUCAAGUCCUAAUGCAAAUCAAGGAUGAUCCUUCCUUGAAGUGGCCAGAAAAAAUGAAGGGAGAUCCGAAUAAGCGCAAUAGAAACAAGUAUUGUCGCUUCCAUAGAGACCAUGGGCAUGAUACGGACGAAUGUUUUGAUCUAAAGCAGCAGAUUGAGAAUCUUAUAAGGCAGGGGAAGCUGAGAAGUUUCUUAGGACGAGACCAUAAGGACGACAAACUCAAGGGAAAAGCUGAAGAGUCGUCACGGCCACCUCUCGGAGAAAUCAGAGUUAUCGUCGGAGGGAGCUCAACAGUUCAGUCGUCCAGGUCCAGGAAAACAUACUUGAAGGUGGUGCAGAGCGUCCAACUCUCUGGACGACCACCUAGAGAUACGGACGAACAGGCAAUCACAUUCACCGAAGACGAAGCUGAAAGAAUCCACCAUCCUCAUGACGAUGCUAUUGUCAUAACCUUGCUCAUCGCUGACUACACAACCAGAAGGGUACUCGUUGAUAAUGGAAGUUCGGCAGAUAUCCUGUAUCUUCCAGCUUUUCAGCAGAUGAAGUUAGGACGAGACCGUCUUCGUCCGGUGAAUUCUCCGUUGGUAGGUUUUGGUGGGAUGAGGGUGCAGCCCGUGGGUACUGUUACAUUACCAGUGGUAGUAGGGGCAUAUCCACAACAAGUCACCAAGGACGUGAGUUUCCUGGUAGUAGACUGUUCGUCCUCUUAUAAUGCCAUAAUUGGGAGGCCAACUUUGAAUAGUUGGAGAGCAGUUACGUCCACCUAA